AUGGAACGUCCCCCAGGAUUCUUUGAAAAGCACUACCUUCUUAGCAAUGCUUUAGGAUAUUACACAAACCUUAAUACAACAGCAAAGUAUAAUCGCUAUGUUGAAAAAGCUCAUUUAAGUGCCGCCUUGCAGCACAUGGUCUAUGAGAACCCCUGGUUUUGCAGCAACUACUUCAAGGUCAACAACACUGGCGAUGUCUUCAAAGACUAUAUAUUGCGCUCUGUCGACCAUAUCAAUUUCGGAGUGGUUGUUGAAUACGUCAAGAUCGACAAAUUUGACAGAGAAAUCCUUGAGGAGAUCGAUAAACGAAGGGUGCCAAUUGGCAAAGAUAAUGCACCCUUGUGGCGUCUUCUAAUUCUAGAAACCGACACUGAGCAAUACUUUACUUUUUAUGCUUGCCACUCACUUUUUGAUGGCAUCAGUACUCUUCAAUUUCACAAGGACCUUCACAAGUAUUUGGAUCGGACUGAAUCGUCUAAAUUUCAGGAAAACCUCUUUACCAACAAUGGCCAAACCCCAGUCCUUCCCGCAGUUGAGACAAGCCUCGACUUAUUUCGUCCUCUGUGGUCUCAAAAAUGUCUUUUCACUUUAGCAGUCAAACACGCUCGCUUGUAUAACUGGCUCAAGUGGGUCGGUGACGGCUUCUCAGCACCUCUCGAAAUAUUCCAAGCAGGACCAGUCACUGAGCAAGUUCACACCAAGUUCAGGAUAAUCAACAUCCCCAACGCAGAUGUCAAUAAACUAGUUGAUCACUGCCGAUCGAAGUCAUAUACACUAACCCCUUACUUGACAGCGAUCUUGAAAAGAGCGUUACAGAAAGUUGUAUACCCGCACUACUAUACUGACUCUUCAAAUGUCGUCACCAGGAUACUUAUGGCAUUUGAUGGAAGACGGUAUGAUCAUGAGUUGAGAAGUCCUUUCAAGUACGGUCUUGUCAUAUCGGGGCAGCUACUAGAUCUCUUUCCCGUCGGGAGCUUUAACAAAGAAGUGCACUCUAUAUAUAAAUCUAUUCAAAGCAAUUUGAAGUCUCGGCUAAGUUUCAAGUAUAUUUGGACUGCCAAUCUCAUUGAUACGGAAGAAGUGCUACGAGGCUCAAUAAGCUCGAAGUUGAGAACCACAAUUCUUAUGACAAACCUUGGUGCGAUAAAAGAUAAUCCUGAUCAAAAUUGGCACAUCACAGAUGCAUGGUUUGCCCUGAAUAGAACAAUUAAUUACCAUUUCAUUAUGCAUGCUGUGUCCACAUCCACCGGUGGACUCAACAUUGUUCUCGGGUACCUGCCUGAGUAUGACAAUCUAGAAACGACGAUCGAAGGAGAGAAAGUGGGAGUAAUGGACGCUGUGGAGUCAGAAAUCGAAAGCUCGUUACUUAAGAACAUUGAAUCAUGA
This is a messenger RNA of Candidozyma auris, 1386 nucleotides long. RefSeq lists its product as uncharacterized. Gene Ontology annotation, molecular function: N-acetyltransferase activity. The transcript has a single exon. NCBI's taxonomy places the organism in Eukaryota, Fungi, Ascomycota, Pichiomycetes, Serinales, Metschnikowiaceae. Bases 1 to 1386 code for a protein of 461 amino acids. The record is from RefSeq and is a predicted model, not a curated record.